This is a messenger RNA of Salarias fasciatus (jewelled blenny), 2245 nucleotides long. Its product is annotated as soluble lamin-associated protein of 75 kDa. The coding region runs from base 139 to 1665 and encodes 508 amino acids. The record is from RefSeq and is a predicted model, not a curated record. The transcript has 11 exons. Lineage: Eukaryota; Metazoa; Chordata; Actinopteri; Blenniiformes; Blenniidae.
UCGGCGCACCUCGGAGCAUAAUAAACCCCCUGUGAGCGUGCUUAUGAAAUGUACUGUGAACGCUGACAGUUUCUAAGAUUUAAAAAAAAAAAGAAAAAGAAAAAGAAAGGGGAGAAUUGCGUCGCUCGAGGAGCGGAGAUGAAGUUCCCCGUGGACCUCCUGGCUGACGUCAGCCAGGUAGACCUGGAACGAUCCGCCCACAACUACAUGAACAGCCUCGUCUACAGCAACCCAGAUUCUCCAGAGCAGCUCACCAUCUCUGGAUCCACCAAGGUGACCAUAGACAUAGCCAGUGUUGGCUACACGCCUCUGUAUGGAUCCAGUGACAAACACAAGAUGCUGGCCCUCUUCUCGCCCAGCGACCCUCUCACCACAGUGGCUCUGUACCUGUCGGACCGCUGGUGGCCAGUGGAAGACAUUCUCAAGUCAUCUGACCCCGCUCGGGAUGGUGUUAUCGAGGUGCAGACCCCAGGAGAGAGGACAGUUUUAUACAUCCUGAAUCGGAUCAUCUACAGAACCAAGGAGAUGAGCUCCGACGAGCUUCCCUUCCUGUGCCAUGGAGAAAACGACUAUGCAAAAAUUCUCUGGAAGAACGGAGAAGCUGUUGGCUUCUACUCAGUCAAACCCUCAGGGACCUGUUGUAAUUCAUACUCAACCAGAAGCUACGAGCUGCCUGUGAUGGACUCCAUAUUUGUGAGGAAAAGUCAGAGAGGAAAAGGCUUUGGCCUCCAGAUGUUGGACGACUUUGUGCACAGCUUUGAAGACGACUGUCUGGGGCUGAGGUACCCCCUCACAAAGUCUAUGUACAAAGUGUGCGAGAAGUACCUGCGUCAGAAUCCAGAAGAUGCAGACCUGCUGUGGGAGGUGGAGGGCACCGGGGGGUUCAAACAGAGGAGCAACAUUGCCAACAAGAUCCAGGCCAUGAAUCUGAGCGCUGUUUCCCGGAACCUCUCGUUUACAGAGGAAUCCCAUCUGACUGUUGAAGUGACUGAAAACGAUGUGGUGAUGGAAGCAAUCACCACACAAAUAGAAGAGUCCCAAGCUAUGCAGUGCACAGUUGAAACCAUCGAGGAAGUCACUGUGCUGACAAUAUCCAAAGAGGCAGACGAUGUGCCUGUUGUCACUCGGGGGAGGAGCAGUGGCUCAAAACAAAGGAAGACUGAGGAAAAAGUCACAGAAGACAAGUCAGAAAAACUUAUCAGAAUCGAAGACAUUGAAGCAGAAACUCCCAGAGAGGUUUCCAUGGAACAAAAGACAGAACUGCACCUUUCACAAAUGGAACAAACCAAGGUUAUUUCCAAUGUUGUUGAUGAAAAAGAAUCUGGUGAGGAAGAUCAUGUCACAUUGUCUGAAAUCACAGGCACUGCUGUAGAUUCACAAGACCCAGAGGAGGCUGAUGAUACAUCAGCAAGUACAACCGAGGAGGCUCAAGGACAAGACGAUGCCUGUCCUCCGAACGGCUCUCCCUUGGAUGGAGCGAUCAAGGUUGAGAAUGUAGCAUCAGAAACCCAAGAGGCAGGGGAAGAGUGUGGAAAGGACGAAGACGUAAACCUGGAUACAGAAGGAAAAGAAGCUCAAACCGCUGUUGCUGAUUCAAAUUCAGAAGAAACAGAUACACAGCAAGACUCAGAAGACGUAGAGCCACACAGACAAAUACCUUGGUAAAGCAAAAAACAGGCAGCAGAGGGAAACCCCCAGACGAAAAUCUCACCGUCUCGCCAAAGAACAACAUUCAGAGGGAGGAAACUUUUGAGAGGAAGAACUGUUGAAAUCGCCGCCACGCCCAAGAGGAAAUAUACCAAACAAAGAAAGUCAGUUCAUGAAGACCUGGUGAUUUUGCCAACUGAAACUGGAGAAGAAGAGAAUGUAAAAACCUCUUUAAAAGAGGAUACAAUUGCAGAACAAAAGUCAUCAGAGGAAGAAAAACAAGAAGAUGAAAAGAGUUCACCAGAGCUUUCAGAUACAGCAGAGACAAAGGGAAACGAAGAUGAAAAAGUAACUGAUGGAUCUGAGACGGAACAAAAACAAGAGGCGACAGAAACAUUAGCAACACAGGAAGAUCAAGAAGCUUGUGAUGAUGAGGGUGAGCACACAGAAGAAGCUCAACUAGAACAACACUGCCCUGAAAAACAAGCAACAGAUAAACAAACGGAUGAAAGUCACCGAGCACAACAAAAGGAGGAUAUAACAAUGGAAGAGAAGUCAACAGAAAUACCUGACAUUGACGAAGUCACAUCUUCAAAGG